Fonsecaea pedrosoi CBS 271.37 is the source of this 1197-nucleotide messenger RNA. Its product is annotated as N-acetylglucosamine-6-phosphate deacetylase. Lineage: Eukaryota; Fungi; Ascomycota; Eurotiomycetes; Chaetothyriales; Herpotrichiellaceae. The coding region runs from base 1 to 1197 and encodes 398 amino acids. Gene Ontology annotation, molecular function: N-acetylglucosamine-6-phosphate deacetylase activity. The record is from RefSeq and is a predicted model, not a curated record. The transcript is spliced from 2 exons. Gene Ontology annotation, biological process: N-acetylglucosamine catabolic process.
AUGGACCGAUCAUUGAAAUGUUUCACUAACUGUCUGCUUUGCAUCUCGGGAGAAUUGGUGGCUCAAGAUCUGUACUUUAGCACUGAGCAAGGCACCAUCACGCCCAACUACUACUUUCGGCAAGAAGGCGUCGAGAGAAUAGAUCUCGGUGGCAAAAUCAUUGCGCCCGGAUUUCUAGAUCUGCAGACCAACGGGAUGAAGGGUGUACAUUUUACGCAACUGGCCCUUGGUGAUGGUCCCGAGACCGACGAAGGCAAGUUGGAAGCCGUCAGCAAAAUGGAAGUUCGCCAUGGGGUGACGGGCUGGUGGGCAACAGUUCCUACGGUAGACAAGGACCGGUGGAAGCAGAUAGUACCACUGUUGAAACCACAAACAUUUGACUCGGGCGCCAACUUGCUAGGCGCACACGUCGAGGGACCGUAUCUCAACGCCUCGAAGAAAGGAGCGCAUAACGCUGUCUACCUUCAAGAACCUACGCAGAUAUCUCCGUCUGACUUAUAUGGCGAGGGCAAUCUCAGGCUCGCAAUCAAGCUGAUCACACUGGCACCAGAGCUGCCCGGGUCAACCGCGCUCGUGGGCUAUCUGCAGGAAGAAUACCCUCACAUUGUCAUCUCUUUGGGACAUUCAGCGGCAACUUAUGAAGAGGGGUUCGCUGCUCUGCAACUGGGUGCUCGAGCAUUGACACAUGUCUUUAAUGCAAUGCUGCCUCUCCAUCAUCGCAAUCCUGGGCUUGCCGGACUGAUGGGAACCGGUAAAUGCUACUACUCGAUCAUUCCAGACGGAAUACACCUGCACCCUUCAGUGGUAACCCUUUGUCUGCGGACGGAUCCGAGAAAAUGCAUCUUUAUCACGGACAGCAUUGAACUUGCUGGCCUGCCCGACGGCGUACACGACGGGCACGGACAGAUCGCACGGCACCAGCUCAAGCAAGGCAACAAAGUGACCAUUGAAGGCACAGAUACAUUGAUUGGCAGUUGCUGUACACUGGACGAGUGCGUGCGCAAUGUAGUGGCAUACACCGGGUGCAAUCUCGCCGAAGCUGUGCAGUGUGUUACAGAAAACGUGGCGGAUAUGAUGGGUGAAAGCAAGAGAGGGAGGCUCGAGCCUGGUCGACGCGCCGACUUUGCAGUUCUAGACCAGGAGGGACAUGUUUUGGAGACAUGGAUCGGCGGGAGCAAGGUAUGGUCGAGCUCGUGA